UAUUACCACCCUGGAAUAUUAGAUGAUUGACCCUAAAAUUAAUUGACCGUGUCCCUUGGGUCUCGGCUAAAUUUCGGCCGAGCCUACCGUGGCGGAGAUAUAUAAUGAAAACCAUAGUUUUGCUUGCUUGCUCGGUGGGAUGUCCUGGACUCCUAGAGUACUAUUAUCACUAUGUAGCAUAUGGCACACGAACCAACCAUCAUCUUUAAGUUGUCGACGUCGCAAACCUUGCUUAGCUCCAUUGUCUUGCUGUGCUGACAUAGCAUGAAGAAUUUUUUUGCUCAGCUGUUCUGCGAGACACGAUUAUGAUAUUGCUCGUGGCCGGCGCAGGAGUGACUAGGUUUUUAGUAAUAGCCCAAGUGCGGGAGCGUUUGGGUUGGAUGACAAUGAGAUUAAUAGACAAUUUGUCUGAGCACACUCGUAGUACCAGUACAAUGUCCCAUAUCGUGGUCUCAUAUCGUCCCCAAUAUGGAUGCGUGCCGCUAGACCUCGGACCGACAUUUGCGUGCAAGACCGUGUGCUGGACGGAGGUUGAACGGUGUCAGCAAAACCAUACGCUAGAUCUGAGAAGUUCCAGGAGGAAAGAAGGAAAGAACCAAAUAAAGUAUAGUGCGGUGGUAGAACAGGUAAGAACGAAAGCAAGGAACCACCAUAUGCUGAAGGUCCGCUAGUCCCGGGAGAAG
Suillus subalutaceus is the source of this 683-nucleotide messenger RNA. RefSeq lists its product as uncharacterized. Bases 306 to 671 code for a protein of 121 amino acids. The record is from RefSeq and is a predicted model, not a curated record. The transcript has a single exon. Lineage: Eukaryota; Fungi; Basidiomycota; Agaricomycetes; Boletales; Suillaceae.